Messenger RNA from Phymastichus coffea, 5691 nucleotides. Its product is annotated as neurexin-3-like. NCBI's taxonomy places the organism in Eukaryota, Metazoa, Arthropoda, Insecta, Hymenoptera, Eulophidae. The record is from RefSeq and is a predicted model, not a curated record. Bases 77 to 2440 code for a protein of 787 amino acids. The transcript has 10 exons.
AGCGCUGCUCGGCGAGAAGAACGUCCUGGCGUUCAACACGCUGCACGUGGGUGGUUACUUGCAUUCCGGCGAGGAGAUGCCGCACUUCGUCGGCGCGCUGCAGCAGAUCUGGUUCAACGGCUAUCCGUAUUUGGAGAUCGCCCGUAGCGCGGGCGCGCACCUGACGCCACAGCAAGGGCUCACGCCGAUCAUCCGAGUGAGCGGCAAGUUCGGCAAGAGGAAUCAUCCCGUGCAUCACCCCGUCACGUUCACCUCCAAGCACACCUUCGUCGGCCUGCCCGUGCUCAAGGCCUACGUCGAGACCAACAUAUACUUCCAGUUCAAGACGACGGAGCCCAACGGCCUGAUCCUGUACAACGAUGGCCGCGAGCGCGACUUCAUCGCGGUGGAGCUGCUCAAGGGACACGUUCACUACGUCUUCGACCUGGGCGACGGGCCCGUGGAGAUCAAGGACAGCACCAAGUCGCCGCUGAACGACGGCAGGUGGCACGCGGUCAGCAUCGCGCGACCGGCGCCCAAGAGGCACACCUUGGCCGUCGACGAUCACGUGACCGUGGCGAACAGUACGGGCAACAACGAGAACCUCGAUCUGGACGGCAUCCUGUUCAUCGGUGGCGUGGAAAAGGGACAAUACUUAGUGCUGCCCAAACCAGUGCGGAGUCGCCACGGAUUCGAGGGCUGCCUAGCAUCGCUCGACCUGAGCGGCGAGAGUCCAGAUCUCAUGUUGGACGCGGUCGUACCAAGUUCCUUGGUCGAGUCCGGCUGCGACGCCUACGCUAACCUUCAUCCCGGGAAAAAGUGUACUCACGACACCUGCGCCAAUCACGGCACUUGCGUUCAACAGUGGAACAGCUACACCUGCGAUUGCGACAUGACCAGCUUCUCCGGAGCGACGUGUGCCGAUGAGAGCAUUUCGUACGAGUUCGGCCCGGGACGAGGCCUCGUAACGUACACUUUCCCGCCCGAGAGAAGGCCAGACAUGAAGAGAGACACGCUGGCCAUGGGCUUCAUAACGACCGUCAACGAGGCCGUUCUGCUGCGAAUAGAGUCGGCGUCCAGCAACGACUACCUUGAAAUUGAAAUCGUGGAGGGAAACGUGUUUGCCGUGUACAACAUGGGAACUAACGACCAUCCCAUCGGUGAGAUUGGCGUAAAAGUGAACGACAACCAGUACCACGUAAUCAGAUUUACGAGGAGCGGAGCCAACAGCACGCUGCAAGUGGACGACUACAACUUGCUGUCGAACCACCCGCAAGGCAACCAGCACGCGGAGUUCAACAGUCAGUCGACGAUCCAAGUGGGAGGCCGCUGGAACCGCGGCAAAAGCCGAAUCGACAAACCGUUCCUGGGCAUAAUGUCAGGCCUGGUCGUGAACGGCGCGAACAUCUUCGGCCUCGCAGCCGAGAAGGACAGUCGCACGAGCGUGAAGGGCGACGUGCAAAUGCUGCCCAUCGGCGGACUGACCGAUCGCGCUGGGCCGCUCCAACGGAUGCAGCAGACGCCGCCGUCGGGUCUGCCGGGCGUCGGCGACGACCUGAUAUUCUCCGGCGCCGGAAGCGGAUGCUCCGGAGACGACGAGGACGAGGAUUGCACGCCGAUUUACGAUAAUGGGACCGACGACCUGAUCACGCCGGUGUACGUGGCCCCGACCAAGUCGCCCUCGCCGAGCACGCCCAAGACCCACGAGAAGACGGUGCCGUGCGACGACGAGGAGGAGUGCAACGAGGAGGGCUCGGGCGACUCCGCCACCACGGAGGAGAUCUUCGUCACCUCGGCCACAGACUCGAGCUCGUCGGCGGCGAGCUACACCACGCAGCGACAGCUGUCAACCGGCCAACCAAUCAGUAGCACGUCGACCACCACCGCUACCACCAGUACCAGUAGCGCGCGGCCCACCAGCGCAGCCGCCAACGCGUCCAGCAGUCGGCCCGAGCAGCAGAGCACUCGCUCCAGCAUCGUAACGCACGAGUCGAGUAGCAGCAGCAGCAGCAGCAGCGGCAACAGCAUCGGCAGCACCACCGCCGCCUCCAGUCAAUACACGACGAUAUCGUCGACGGAAAUGUCGGAAAUGCCGCCCACGUCGACGAGAAUGACGUUCUACACAGUGGUGACGCCGAAGGUGAUGCUCAACGACAACCAGCGUAUCCACUCGGAGACUUCGGAGUACAUAGCGCUGGUGAUCGGUAUAAUCGCCGGCGCGCUCAUCGCCAUAAUCCUCAUAAUCCUGCUGAUACUCAAGUUCAAAGGCCGACCGGAGGUCAACUACAAGAUCGACGACGGCAAGAGCUUCUGCCAGGAGCCCAACGCCGCGCUACUGGGCGCCGCGGCCGGCGCCGGCGGCCUCGGCCAGCCCUACAACGGUGCUCUCAAAAGCGGCCAGGGCGGCAGCCGCAACGGCAAGAACCGACAGGUCAAGGACAUUAAGGAAUGGUACGUGUAAAAAAGGCUCGCUCUCGGAGCCAAGACUGACUGUGUUACAUAUUGUACGUUCGACGAAUUGAGAGAGAAAGAGAGCGAGAGGUGUGCGCGUGCGACGUGAAUAAAAAAGUGUAUACGAGCAGUGCGCUGCUAUGUAGCCGAGCCGCCGGACGUAUUGUUAUAUGUGUAUGCCGACAUGAUUUGUGGUAAUGCGAGAGAGAGAGAGAGAGCGAGAGAGACGUGCGUGUAGUGUUGCAGAUGUGCUCGAGAAAAGUAGGCCGUUUUAUUUGUCGAAGAAUAGCGCACUACACGCUAAUAUACACAUACACGCACACACACGCACACACACACACACACACACACACACACACACACACACACACACACACCGAAAAUACUGGGCCACGAACGACGUGUCGUUUCGAUGUUCUCUUCGCACCGCUCUCCAUCGACUCUGCCCCUUCGUUCGCAAGACUCUGUACAUGUAUUUUCAGGCCGACCACCUCGCGUUUCUUUCCGUUCGGCCGCGUUGUUUCCGUCGUUCGUUGCUUUCCGUUCCUCGCGAUUUUAGAAGUAUAUAGCACACAUAGUAUUUUUGCUGCGGGUCAGAAAUAUAACGCUGCGCUGUCGAUGUAUCGCCAUCGCAAAGUUCAGCGGGAGACGUAUAGCAACUAGCGCAAGUUUAGCGUGACGGAGAGCGGGGCGCGAGCGGGACGUUCGAGGACGCGCGAUAGCGUCGACUCGCAUCGCCCCGGUGCGUGCGAUCCUACUUAGCAAUUAUACGUAAUUAUUGUUGUAUAGAUGAUGGAUAUAAAAGCAAAACAAAAAAGAACAAAAAAAAAACAACAAACAAAACCAAACAAAAAAAGUAUUUAUAAAUUAUGUUAUGAGUGUGCAUUGUUUAUUGAAUUUUAGAUUUUAUUAAUGCGAGAUGAGCGCAGGCACGAAAGAUUAUUGAGAAGUGUGACAUGGUGAUGCGGAAUUCGUCGAUAUAUCGAUAUGCAUAUACAUAAAAAAAAAUAAUGAGUAUACAUAUAUACGGAAAAAUGCUAUAAACUACUAAACGAUAAGUAAAUAAAACGAACGAGAUUUCGGAGCGGCUGGAAACAGGGUCGUGAACAAAUUGAGUUCUGCAUGCCUAGUGCUUAAACCUGUACACACACACGUACACACACACACACACACGCACACACAAACAUAAGAAUGAGAAUACAGUUUAUGUAAUAAGGAUACGAUAUGAUAAUUUUACACAAAAGAAAGUUACAAACUGUUCCAUUGCACGUAUGCCGACUGCACGCAUUUAUUGCGAAUUAUGUUUAGGAAACACCAAAGCAGAGAGAAAUGUCGACAAGGCGUGUUUAAAAGAGAUUUUCACUCAUUUUUACAUCUCGAGCUAAAGUUGUUUUUUCGCCCGGCCACUCGCUACACAUACCUAAUAUGCAGCUCUCGCCAUGCGACAAUUUGUUGCAAAUUCGUAGAAGACGAUUUGCUUUGAGUACAGUGCGAGGAGUAAUAAUUAAUUUAGGCAAGAUUUUUGAAUCUUUUAAGACGUCAGUCGAAUGGACGGAUGUGUCUAAACAUAAACAAAGCAAAUGCACGAAAAACAUAACGAGUUCGGUUAAAUCAUUGUUUCGUGACAUUUCUUUUGGGAAGUGUGAAAUAGUAAUUGACUUGAUGGUCAGUUUCAGUGAGUUUUUUUUCCAUUAUUCAAUUGUAACCUACUGUAACGAUUACUUUACGAUACGACGCGCUAAUAUUAAGUACAUUUCGUCGUAACGAAAAAUAAAAGUAAAUUGAAAUUUUUUUUUUCUGUAAGUUAAAACGCGAAAGAAAAGAAUUUGAACGAAUUUGUCCAAGCAAUAAAGAAAACUGAUUAUCUAGCGCCAGCGAUCCAAAUCUAGUUGAGAAAUUAAAUCGCAUUAAAGAAGAUGAUAGUAAAAUGUCGUCUCGACAAAAAAAACUUGUUUAUAUUUUUAAAAAAGCUCUGUCGAGCCAAAUGACUGAACUUUUUCAAGUUCUGAACAUAAAUAUAUUUGUGAUCGUAAAUUACAUGUCUCGUUUUACAUAAUAAUAUUAAUAAUAUAAAUUUCGUCUAUUACAGUUUUUGAUAAAUCUUGUCAAUAUAUUUAGUGAUUUGCGCGUUCCGCGAAAAGUCGAAGUAAACAUAAUUGUUUUCUAUAAUAAUAAAUGUCGAUGUGAAGGUUUUUAAAAUUGAAACCAUAAUGUCAACUGAACAUAAUAAUUGAAAGUUAAAUUGAGCUGUUUGAAAGUUUAAAGCUUCGAUGUGCAUAAAAGGAGAAUAGGUAGUUUUAAUUUGACAAGCCGAACGAAUAAAAAAUCAAAGAAGAAACUAAGAAUGUCGGGCAUGGAGAUAAUACUGAUCAACUCGCAUAUCAAUUGAGGAAACUUACUAAUGGAGCAAGUACAACGCGUUAUUUCGCCACUAAUGAUAGUGUUUAUUGCCUGAACCAUUUUUCUAUAAGUAUUUUACUUUUUAAAUCUUAAACGUGAGAUGCAUUUAAUCUAUUUGUAGGAACGUUUCUCUCUAGGAAAGCAUCGUAAUGAAUUUUCAAGCAGAUGAGAAAUUAAAAAAAUACACUAAAAAUAUAAUUCAAGUAAAGGGGGAAAAACACGCACUCAAUUACUAUCUAAAUACUUACUUGACACCCUAUCGAGUUUCUUCUACUAAGAAAAACAAAAAGCAUUUGUAUUGUUGCACACGUGCACUUGUACAAUUUUUCCAUGUUCUUCUGUAAUUGAUAUCCUAAUACUGCUCGUUCGUUCAUUGCUAUCUCUCUAUCUGUAUUUAUCUAAUGUAUCGUUAAGUGAUUGUGAUUUUUCUGAUGACAAAUUAUCGAGUUUUUUCGAUGAAACUGUUGCAUUUUACUACACCGAGUUUUUACGUAAUAAAAAAAAUUAUUCAGUCGAAUUUCAAGAAAACCAAGUCACAACAAAAGGCAUGGUUGGCAUACAGUUUACAUGGACUUUAUUAUAAGUUUUCAAGCAAUACAACGGGUUACAUUAAUAAUACUAUUCAUCUGUAUGUACAAUUAAUAAGCCUUUUGUCAUUUUGCGUUUAGAUAUUGUCAUUGAUAAUGUAAAAGCGCUUAGUUCCACCUGUUACGUUAUAGCACGCCACAAUGUAUUGGUUUCUCUCUGAGUCCACAAUUUAUGCAAAGUUAAAUUUUUGAUAUCGGAUACAUGACGUAAUAAUCUAUGAAGUUAUUAAUCUAGAGGUUUACUCAAUUAAGCUGCUAAAGAUAAUAAUUUGAU